Molecule: messenger RNA, 252 nt
Organism: Mytilinidion resinicola
Lineage: Eukaryota; Fungi; Ascomycota; Dothideomycetes; Mytilinidiales; Mytilinidiaceae
Product: heterokaryon incompatibility
Exons: 2
Source: RefSeq, a predicted model, not a curated record
UUUGAAGCAUUGUCAUACACAUGGGGCCCAGCAACGACCAACAGCUAUCACAAAAUCUAUAUUAGAGGUCAUCGCUUGCAUGUAACACAAAGCCUGCACGAUGCUUUAUCGCAGCUCCGAGACGAAGUCGUGGGAUAUUUAUGGGUUGAUGCGGUGUGUAUCAACCAAAACAGCGACGCUGAAUGUUCGUCGCAAGUUCUGUUAAUGGGCGACAUCUACUUCUCUGCCCUGAGAGUCAUCGUCUGGCUGGGG